Messenger RNA from Zygosaccharomyces rouxii, 2385 nucleotides. It is a transcript of the gene GAL4, whose product is annotated as galactose-responsive transcription factor GAL4. NCBI's taxonomy places the organism in Eukaryota, Fungi, Ascomycota, Saccharomycetes, Saccharomycetales, Saccharomycetaceae. Gene Ontology annotation, cellular component: nucleus. The transcript has a single exon. Gene Ontology annotation, molecular function: zinc ion binding; DNA-binding transcription factor activity, RNA polymerase II-specific; RNA polymerase II cis-regulatory region sequence-specific DNA binding. The record is from RefSeq and is a predicted model, not a curated record. Gene Ontology annotation, biological process: DNA-templated transcription; positive regulation of transcription from RNA polymerase II promoter by galactose. Bases 1 to 2385 code for a protein of 794 amino acids.
AUGAAGAGGCUGAAUACUAUCGAUCAUGCCUGCGAUUCAUGCCGUCAAAAGAAGCUGAGAUGCUCCAAAGAAGAACCCAAAUGUGCUAAAUGUAUACAGAAUGGAUGGGAGUGUUGCUACUCACCAAAGGCUAAUAGGACGCCAUUGACAAGGGCUCAUAUGACGAAAGUAGAGACUAAGUUAGACAGACUAGAGCAACUGUUUCGUGAGCUUUUCCCGGAGGAAGAUUUGGACAAGGUGCUCAACGAUCGGAAUACGGGUCAGUUGAAGGAAAGGCUUAAAAGGUUCCUUGUGAGAAGAGCGAAAGGGGUUGGUAAUGAUCGUAUGGAUGAUCACGAAUCUGUUGGUAUUGGCUUGGGCACCCAUAGUGAUAGUAACCAGGAGCACAUUACAGAGGGUGAAGUACCCAAGGACCCCCUUAGGGGCUUCGAUUGGGUAGAAGGUCAAGAUAUGCCCAUCGGUAGUGACAGGGUUGGAUUUAUUGUUACGGAUAUCAGUAACAGUGGGUACUACGGUCAAGAGUGCCCCCGGCUUAUCUUCAAAAAGCUGGGUAUAGAUUCAGUACCUCUUUUAACAACAAAAGCGUCAUCUAUAAAUGCGGUCACUGAUCCACAUGCUUUAUGUUCAAGAAAUGUUACAUCAAAAUAUGUGAAAGCUUACUUUGACAAUUUCCAUAUUUAUUAUCCAUUGAUUGACACGCACAUAUUUCUAAAGUUAUAUGAUAAUCAAGCAGGCUUGAGAUAUGUUGAUCAAUGGCAGAUUCUUUUCAACACCGUGCUGGCCAUCGGUGCGUGGAGUUCAGAAGGUGAAUCCACUGAUGCAGAUUUGUUCUAUUACUCUAAUGUUAAAUCACAUUUAAAGCCAAAAGUUUUCGAAGCGGGCUCUGUUACUUUAGUUAUUGCAUUCCAUUUGUUAUCCAGAUAUGCAGAGUGGAGACAAAACCCAAAUACUGGUUACCUUUAUCAUGGUCAUGCAUUGAGAAUGGCAAUCUCCUUAGGGCUUCACAGGGAUUUACCGCCUGAGGGAAUCCCAGAUGUCAUCAAAGAGAGAAGACGCAGAAUUUGGACUUGUCUCUAUUCUCAUGAAGUUCAUUCGGCACUGCUGGACGGUAGGCCAUUACAAUACAUGUUUUUCGAUGACCAAGUCACUAUCUCAUUACCUAAUUCAGUAGAGGAUGAAAAUACGUGGACAAAGGGUCCUUCCAUCUACAUGGGGGCCAUUGAAACUGCCAAAUUGCUGAAAGAGUUUGGUUAUGUAUGGUUCGUUGAUUCUAAAAUUACUACUUCUCGAUGUCUUCAAUUAUGCCAGAGAUUAGAUGCGUGUCAAAAAGCAAUGCCCAAAUACUUACAAGCCGAUGAACAUUUAACAGGGCUGACUUAUUACCUCAAGAAAUACCCUUGGAUUUCAUUUAUCAGAUUUUAUUUAAGAUGGGAGCGGCAGUGGCUACAAAUAUAUGUGCUUAGAAGGUUAUUACAGUCCGAGGGCGCUUUAAAGGUAGAACCGAAUUCCGAAUUGGAUAAGUGUGCAACGAUGCUUUCAGACAUAGCUCAAAAGACAAUUUGGGGGGUUGCCAACUAUCUCAACAAUCAUCAUUUGACUUCCUUCUUUGCCUGGUACUGUACCUUCUAUCUGUUUAAUGCAUCUUUAGUACCGUUGGCUCAGAUUUACACGGGGACCGGUGAUCGUCAGGAAUCCUUGAACCAACUUUCGACAUGCAUUAGGCUGUUCAAACAAUUGAAAGACUAUAAUUUAUCUACCUGUGAGAAAUACAUCCACAUCUUAGAUCAUCUAUGUGAUGGUGGUAUGAACACAACUGACUCUGCUACUCGUGGCACAAAUGUUGAAGUGAAAAAACAACAAACCACACAUUCACCCCCUCUGCCAACUAUGUCGAACGCACUCUCACCGUCAGUGAAAUCAGCUGCUAGUCUUUCGGAUUUGGAGAAAUUAUUUUCGAGUAGGACUCCGGUGCUUAACUUGAGAGUCCCUUCUCAACCAGCGCAGUACCCGACACAACCGGUACAAUUACCGCAAGUAUCGCCAAUAAUUCCUAGUACAACUGCGGCUUCAAAUGCUUCAAACAUGCCACAACCACCUUCCCAACUAAUUAGGCAAACAACCCCCGCGGCUUCCUUGCCGGGAAAUGAAUGCUCACCAUCGGGAUCUACUACUACGACCACUGCUCCCAACAGUGCUAUAAAGACAGGUCAUCCCCUUGAUAACGAAGGCCCGUUUUGGACAGAUCAAGCGGCGUACAAUGCAUUCGGUCUCACCUCUUCCUUGUUUAAUACUACGACGAUGGACGAUGUUUACAAUUUUUUGUUUGACGAGGAGGAUCACACACCACCCAAAUCUAAAUCUUGGCAAGACAGUGAUAGACAUUAA